AGGAGGCGAAAGGAAUAGAUAGAAUAAGAGAGAGAGAGAGAGAGAGAGAGAGACAUACGAGCAUUUUCCAUCUCUAUACGCAGCUCCCAGCAUCUCCGUCAGUCGUUUCUCUCUGUUUUGCAUUUUCCUCUGCAACUAAAGAGAAAAAUGGGAGAGGAAGGGAAGAAACCAGAAGAAAAGAAGGUAGAAGAAGAGAAGAAAACAGAAGGAGAAGUCAAGAAAGUAGAAGAGAAAAAGGAAGAGAAGAAAGAGGAGAAAAAAGAAGAGAAGAAAGAAGAAAAAGCGGAAGAAUCGAAAGAAUCUAAGGAAUCUCCACCACCUCCUCCCCCAGAAGAGUUCCUCUACAAAGUAUUCAUGCAUUGCGAAGGAUGCGCUCGAAAAGUUAAGAGAUCCCUCAAAGGAUUCGAAGGCGUUGAAGAUGUCGUAACGGAUUGCAAGGUGCAUACGGUGUUAGUGAAGGGGAAGACAGCCGAUCCGUUGAAGGUCUUGGAUCGAAUCCAAAGGAAGAGCCAUAGGAAGGUGGAACUCCUCACUCCUCUUCCAAAACCCCCUCCCGAAGAUCCGAAGAAGAAAGAAGAAGAGAAACCGAAGCCAGAAGAGAAGAAAGAAGAGCCGCAGGUGAUUAUUGCUGUGCUGAAAGUUCACAUGCAUUGCGAAGCCUGCGCACAGGAAAUCAGGAAAAGAAUAAUGAAAAUGAAAGGAGUUCAAUCGGCCGAUCCUGAUCUGAAGAGUUCUCAAGUGACUGUGAAAGGCGUCUUCGAUCCGACGAAGCUGGUGGAGUAUGUAUACAAGAGAACUGGAAAACAUGCAGUGAUUGUGAAACAAGAGCCGGAGAAGAAGAAAGAAGAAGGAAAGGGAGAAGCAGGAAAGGAAGAGAAGAAGGAAGAGAGUGGAGAGAAAGAGAAAGAGAAAGGGAAAGGAGAGGAAGAGAAGGAUAAGAAGAAAGAAGGAGAAGAGGGGAAAGGCGGAGAAGGUGGAGAAGAGACGAAGGUCGUGGAAAUGAUUAGGAACGAGUUCUACUACUACUAUCCGAAAUACACCAUGGAAUACGUAUAUCCGCCGCAGAUUUUCAGUGAUGAAAACCCGAAUGCUUGUUCGGUUAUGUAGAAUUAUACGGGUAGAGUACGGUAUAUUCCGUAUUCCUCUUUUUAAAAUUAAAUACAUAUGUUUUGUAUUACGUGUCUCGUUGGAGUAUAAAUCUACGGAGCAAACUGUAGAAUCAUGAGUGUAUUUUGGGAUGUACUCAAUGUCGUAUAUAUAAAUGUAGCACUCUUUUGUCUUUUA
Magnolia sinica is the source of this 1284-nucleotide messenger RNA. Its product is annotated as heavy metal-associated isoprenylated plant protein 7-like. The record is from RefSeq and is a predicted model, not a curated record. Bases 148 to 1107 code for a protein of 319 amino acids. NCBI's taxonomy places the organism in Eukaryota, Viridiplantae, Streptophyta, Magnoliopsida, Magnoliales, Magnoliaceae. The transcript is spliced from 5 exons. Gene Ontology annotation, molecular function: metal ion binding.